UGGCGCUGAACGCAGUUGUCUACGUUGCCCGUGUCGCCGUGGGCAACCGUAGAGGAGGAGGAGGUUAGGUUGUAGUAGGUUAAGUCUUUACUUGUCACCCAUACUGAUUUCAGUAUUCUGAUUUCGUAUUGGGGGGCAAUAUAAUAUGAAACGUUCGCGAAAGCAGAGCAGAAAUACAGAUACUAUGUCCUAUUUGCGUGACUGGAGACAGGCGUUGCGUGCACCCCAUGUGUAUAGGGUUGCCAACAGCACCUUUCGCAUUCAGAGCCAGUAUUUGGCAUUGAUUUUCCUGUUGUUAUCCAUUCCUGUGUUUUUACUAGGAUUCCCUUUGUUACGCGGCAGUCUGUACUCGUCGUCGUCGAAUGAACUAUUAUCCCAGUGCCGUUAUUACAAGUAUAACAAAACAUAUCCCUUGACCGCACCACUCAGAACGUCAAAGGGUAUCACCUACAGGAUAGCUAUCGUCAGUGACCUAGACCAUGACUCCAAAGUUUCCGACAGGAAAAACACAUGGUACAGCCUUAUGAAAACUGGAAGUCUCUAUUGGGAUCCCAGCACCAAUCUCAUAUCCAUUGUUUGGGACGACAGGAAUCAUAUGUUAACGUCGUCGUUGAGUAUGAAAGAACGUGGUAUGGAGUUAUCCGAGUUGAUCACUUUCGACGGACACUUGUUGUCUUUCGACGACCGUACUGGUGUAGUGUAUUUCAUUGACGGAGAAGAGGCUUUUCCUUGGAUCAUAUUGAUGGAUGGCAAUGGAAGGAAUUCUAAGGGAUUUAAAUCCGAAUGGGCGACUGUUAAGGAUGAGAAUUUAUAUGUUGGUAGUAUAGGUAAAGAAUGGACUACUGCUUCUGGAGAGUUUGAACACAGUAAUCCUCUUUGGAUAAAGGUGAUAUCUCCUCGAGGUGAAAUUUCUUCGUUGAAUUGGAUCUCGAAUUAUAAACGAUUGAGGCAAGCACUGCACAUAGAAUUUCCAGGUUACAUGAUCCAUGAAUCAGGAGCUUGGAGCGACGUUCACAAAAGCUGGUUCUUCCUGCCUAGACGAUGCUCCAAAAAUCGUUACAACGAGACCACCGACGAAACGAUGAGCUGUAACGUUUUACUAACGGCAGACGAAAAUUUCGUGGACAUCAAGGUGACGAAAGUCGGCAACUUGAUUCCAAUACGGGGCUUCUCGGCUUUCAAAUUCCUGCCUGGUUCGCAAGACACGAUCAUCGUCGCGCUAAAAACGGAAGAGUAUCAAGGACAAACCGCUACAUACAUUACUGCGUUUACGAUCGAAGGUGUCACGAUAUUGCCAGAAACUAAGGUGACGAACAAGAAAUUCGAGGGUCUAGAAUUUAUAUAACAUUCCAUCUAGGAAUAUCGUUAUUUCAUUGACAAAUAAGAACUGUAAAUAAUUGUAUCAAGUUUCUAGCUGUAUAUUAUUAAACAACGUGAAGGGAAACAACUGUGCAGGUGCAGUUCUUUCUAGUUGAACAGUAUUGCCCAUUUAACUAGAUCAAAAUAAUGAUUACACGAAACUUGUAAAUAUAUAUAUAUAUACAUAAACAUUUUGCAAACGUAUUUAAUUGCAUAUACAUAUAUGCAUACAUACAGAUAGUAACUAAGGAAACAUAUUUUAAAUAGGACACAUCCAACGAAGAUUGUUAAAUGAACAUUUGAAAUUAUGCA
Nomia melanderi (Alkali bee) is the source of this 1671-nucleotide messenger RNA. RefSeq names its product soluble calcium-activated nucleotidase 1. Gene Ontology annotation, biological process: proteoglycan biosynthetic process. Lineage: Eukaryota; Metazoa; Arthropoda; Insecta; Hymenoptera; Halictidae. Gene Ontology annotation, molecular function: GDP phosphatase activity; calcium ion binding; UDP phosphatase activity. The record is from RefSeq and is a predicted model, not a curated record.